CUUUGUCCUAAAUGAAACAUGAAGAAUCAAAACAUUUCUUACUUUUUGCUUCUGGAAUUCUCAAAAAAUCAGCAUAUACAAUUUUUACAUUUUUUCUUGUUCUUUGUAUUAUAUCUGGCAACUGUAGCAACAAAUCUUCUUAUCAUCACUGCAGUAGCUUUUGAUCAUCAACUGCAUAGCCCCAUGUACUUCUUUUUAAUGAAUUUGGCUCUACAAGACAUAGGUUCUGUUUCAAUCAUUGUGCCCAAAUCCAUGAUCAAUUCCCUCAUGAACACCAGACAAAUCUCUUACUUUGGUUGUACUGCUCAAAUCUUUCUCUUUCUCUCCUUUGGAGCUUCUGAUUUGUUCCUCCUGACGGUCAUGGCAUAUGAUCGGUAUGUUGCCAUUUGUCAUCCAUUGCACUAUGAGAUGAUGAUGAAUUUGAAAGCCUGCACCAGAAUAAUAAUUCUAGUGUGGAUUAUAAGUCUACUCUAUGGAAUGUUACAUACCACUGGCACCUUUUCAAUCCUUUUUUGUUCUAAUGUUGUCAACCAAUUUUUCUGUGAAAUUCCACAAUUACUAAAACUAUCCUGCUUUGGUUUCAAUCUAUUUGAGGUUGGAAUUCUUGUGGCCAGUGUCAUUGCUGGACUAGGUUGUUUUACUUUUAUAAUUAUAUCUUAUGCUAUGAUCUUUAAGGCAGUGGUAAAAAUCCCUUCUGAACAAGGUAGGCAAAAAGCCUUAUCCACUUGUCUCCCUCACCUUAUUGUAGUAUCUAUGUUAUUGUUAACUGGAAGCUUUGCCUAUCUGAGAACUCCCUCUGACACCCCAUCUUACUUGGAUUUUGGGUUGACUGUUCUGUAUUCUCUUCUUCCACCUCUGUUCAAUCCAAUCAUUUAUAGCAUGAGAAAUAGGAAUAUCAAAUAUGUGCUGUCUAAAUUGUGGAGAUUCUGA
Messenger RNA from Pantherophis guttatus, 930 nucleotides. The record is from RefSeq and is a predicted model, not a curated record. Lineage: Eukaryota; Metazoa; Chordata; Lepidosauria; Squamata; Colubridae.